Molecule: messenger RNA, 780 nt
Organism: Brassica napus (rape)
Lineage: Eukaryota; Viridiplantae; Streptophyta; Magnoliopsida; Brassicales; Brassicaceae
Product: delta-9 desaturase-like 1 protein
Exons: 5
Coding region: 1-780 (259 amino acids)
Cellular component (GO): endoplasmic reticulum membrane
Molecular function (GO): oxidoreductase activity, acting on paired donors, with oxidation of a pair of donors resulting in the reduction of molecular oxygen to two molecules of water
Source: RefSeq, a predicted model, not a curated record
AUGGAUGAUACCACCAAAGAAGAUGGCUCUGGCUCUAGCCGAAAACCUGUGCGUAAGGAAAAAAGAUCAUAUAUCUUUAGGAAAUGGACAUGGAUCGAUGUAAUGAAAGCCUCCUCUGUUGGGACAGUGCAUUUGUUGUGUAUCUUGGCUCCUUUUAACUUCAAAUGGGAAGCUCUCCUAUUCGGUGUUAUUCUCGCUAUGAUGUCUGCCCUCAGCAUUACGUUCUCGUACCAUAGAAACUUGGCUCAUCGGAGCUUUAAGCUACCUAAAUGGCUUGAAUAUUCAUUUGCUUAUUCUGCCCUUUUCGCGCUUCAGGGUCAUCCAAUAGAUUGGGCACCGGACAAGUCCGGACCGGCACUGCAUAGGUUCCAUCACCAGUUCACAGAUUCGGACCGUGACCCACAUAGCCCCAUUGAAGGUUUCUGGUUCAGCCAUGUCUUCUGGAUAUUUGACAGCAGUUAUAUCAGAGAAAAGGGUGUUGGAGGAACAAUCACUUAUCAUGGGACUGGGAUCGUAAACUCGGCUUGCCAUAUUUGGGGCUCACGAGCCUGGAACACCAAGGACACAUCUCGUAACAUUUGGUGGCUGGGACCAUUCACAAUGGGAGAAAGCUGGCACAACAACCACCAUGCCUUUGAAACCUCGGCUAGGUAUGGACUGGAAUGGUAUCAGGUAGACUUAAGUUGGUACCUCAUUUCGUUCUUCCAGGCUCUCGGUUUAGCCACUGACGUCAAAUUGCCAUCAGAAGCUCAGAAACGGAAGCUGGCUUUCGCUCGUUAA